GGUGAUGGCGUUUCAAGUGUUUCUCCAUGUUCUUUGUUAACAACUCGAAAGCGCAAGUUUAAAUCGCACAAAAAUCGCUUAAAUUUAGUUAAUCAGCGUUGGAGCCAUCGCGAUAGUGUGUUUGCCUGCGUCCCCAUCGAAAUCUGCACCAGAAAUUUAAAUUCCGUUCCGUGAAAAGCAGUUCCCUCUCGCCAGCAGCAACAUCGCGAUGGCCGACGACGACCAGCAGCCUGGACCUUCACGGCCCCGUUCCGAGUCGGAGACUCCGGUGGCGGUGGUGGCCAUCGACAGUCAGGACGACAGCGGGGACGACGAUGAGGAGGAGGAGGAGGCGCAAACGUCUGGGGAGGGUUCCAAGGAGCAACAGGGGGACCAGCAACAACAGCAGCAGCAGCAGCAGCAAACUCCGACGAGGAAUCGCAAGCGGAAGCACUCGACGAAACGGGGCAGCGCCAACAAGAAGGGCGGUCCGAGCGAGGAAGAGUUGGACGCGGAGAAGUUAAAGUUCUUGCUGGAACCGGUGCUGAGUGCGUUGCGCGCGUUGGAGGUUAAGAACGAGCUGGAAGCGAUGAGGACGCUGAUCAAUACGUUGCAACCGUCGCAGCAUGAGAUUGAGAUGGCGUUGAACAAGGUUAAGAAGGAUCUGGACCGGGUGCUGGCGUUUCCGAACAAUAGUUAUUGCGUGUACGACUUUGGGUCGAUCAAGUCCGGGUUGGCGUUCCGUGAUUCGGAUCUGGACUUUUACGUGCACUACGAGCGAAACAGCGAGAACCGGAAUGACCAAACGAAGCUGAUUCACGUGAUUCAUUCGCGGAUGAUGCGUGACAAAACGUUCCACACUUUGGUGAAGAUUAUCGGAGCGAAAGUUCCGCUGCUGCGGGCCGUUCACGGUCCGACCAAUCUGACCUGCGACAUUAACUUUAGCAACGCCCGCGGGUGCUACAACAGCAAGUUUAUCUACGCGUUGACCAAGUUCGACUCGCGCAUCCACAAACUUGCGAUCAUCAUCAAAUUCUGGGCCAAAUGUGCCUUCCUGUUGACGAACCACCGCCAGAUGAACACCUAUUGUAUUAUAAUGAUGCUAAUCUUUUACCUGCAAACGAAGAAGCUACCUCUGCUGCCGUCUGUGCAGGAUCUCCAGAAGGGCAUCCCGCGGGUCAACUAUGGGCCGUGGAACCUGGGCUAUCCGCGUGAGAUCAUCUUUCAGUCGAUGAACCGCGAGUCGAUCCGUCAGCUUCUGACGGCCUUCUUCAAGUACUACGCAACAUUCGAGUACGACAAGUACCUGAUUUCGCCGUACGUCGGCCGCCGAGUCACCGUCGAUGAAAUGAAACAGCAAAAGGUGCGAGAACUGCAGCCGUACUACCGGGCCGAACAGCAACAGUUCCCGCAGUUCAACUACGGCACGUUGCUCCACAUCCAAGACCCGUUCGAGCUCAACAUGAACGUAGGCGGCGUCCUAAACUCAGCCCAGCACUUUGAACAGUUCAAGCUCAGCUUCAAAACGGCCCACGAAGUGUGCCUCGCCACGAUCCAGGAACCGUUCGCCAAGGUUCUGGAAGAGGUCUUCACCAAAACCAAGAAGUUUAGCAAACCACCGAAGAACGUUCCACGGCCCAAGAACGGCACAACGAACAGCAACGCCACCGGCAACGGCGGAGAAACUCCCUCCCCGGCGGAAGAUAACGGCAAGCACUGGCGAAUCUGCCGGUUGCUCCCCAUCGAGUACGAGCUGUUCAUGGUGCGGCAGAUUCUGCUCGUGCGAAACACCGACAAGGACGCCAUCAUCACCGAGCGCCAAAUCAAGGACAUGUGGGCCGACUGUUUGCUCGACUUUAUCGAGGACAUUCUGAGCAAAAUUUACCUCCUCAAAGUGGAACCCCUUAAAGACGCCGACCGCUGCUCGAACAUCCCUCCGAGCGUCAAACAGGACGACAUCCGGACGUUCCAGAUGGUGAGCGAGCGGCAGGUCAUCUUCAAGCGGCCGCGCCUGCAAAUCUCCAACGAGGAAGAGCUCGAGAACGAAAUCGCCAUCAGCAAGGCGCGCUGGCAGGCGAAUCGUCCGCUGGUGUUCAACUGUCGCGUGGACCUCUUCAAAACCAACGACGACGCCAUCGAGCUGCACAUUCCGGACCAGCAGCGCAAGAACGGAGCGUUGCGCGUGUUUAUAGAGACCUGCUUCCUCACGCAGAUCAGGAACUGCAUCAAGGGCUACCUCAAGGUGAUGCUGGCCAAGGCCGAGGAACGGGCCAAGGCCGACCGGAACAAGUAGAGCGUGGGGGCAUUUCAUUCUUUAGAUUUUACACACACUUACACGCGUGUAAUUAUUAAGAUCAUUUAAUUUGGACGACACGGAAACGGUUUGCGUGCUAAAAUUAGGAUAAAACUUUGAAGUUUAACACACUUUCCACUUUAUGGUAAGAUUAUGUUUUUUUUUCUUUCUCUAAAAUUAUGAACUUCUCUGUCGAUCGUUUCAUUUGUGAAAUAAAACACCCAUUUGCGGAGGGGAAAUUU
Messenger RNA from Culex pipiens pallens (northern house mosquito), 2514 nucleotides. RefSeq lists its product as uncharacterized. NCBI's taxonomy places the organism in Eukaryota, Metazoa, Arthropoda, Insecta, Diptera, Culicidae. The record is from RefSeq and is a predicted model, not a curated record. The transcript is spliced from 2 exons. Bases 209 to 2272 code for a protein of 687 amino acids. Gene Ontology annotation, molecular function: RNA uridylyltransferase activity.